This is a messenger RNA of Fundulus heteroclitus (mummichog), 1442 nucleotides long. RefSeq names its product B-cell receptor CD22-like. The transcript is spliced from 7 exons. Bases 1 to 1353 code for a protein of 450 amino acids. Lineage: Eukaryota; Metazoa; Chordata; Actinopteri; Cyprinodontiformes; Fundulidae. The record is from RefSeq and is a predicted model, not a curated record.
AUGGCAGCUCUGUCUGAGAACAUGCUGGCAGUCAACAUGUUACUGAGCGUCUUCUUUCUUCCAGGCGUUAUGGGUGAUUGUGGUAGUAAUACUCCACUCCUCUUCCUCACCAUACCAAAUAAGAUUGAAGCACUGAGUGGAUCAUGUUUGCUAGUUCCAUGUAGCUUUAGAGCUGAGAAAGGAAUCACUGAAUUUAACAGUGGAAAAGAAACCCGUGGAGCAUGGAUUCAAAGUAAAAAUAAUAUUUAUGACAUCGAUCAAGGGGUUAACACAGAUCUAGCAAAAAUAACUGGAAACCUGAGACAAAGAAACUGCACCACUGUGUUUUCUGACAUAAACAAGAGUCAAGAAGACAAAUACUUCCUCAGAAUUGAGAACGGUGGCUACAAGGCAACAGCUUGUUCUACUCCUCUUCAUAUAACAGUUCAAGAUUCUCCUUGGAGUCCCAGCAUUAACAUCCCUGCUGAUCUGAAGGAGCAUCAGUCUGUCACUAUCAGCUGCUCAGCUUUGACUCCCUGUCCACACUCACCUCCUGAACUCACCUGGAAUCUCCAAAAAGACUCUCACAGACAAACAGAGAAAAACACAGAGGGAACCUUUACAACUAAAAUCCAGGAGAACAUCACUCUGUCAGACACACAUGAUGGAUACAACAUCAGCUGUUCUGCCACAUAUCCUGUGAAUGGAGGAAACAAGACAGCAGAGACAGAAGUGACUCUCAGUGUUUCAUAUGCUCCUAAAGACACAUCAGCAUCCAUCAGUCCAUCAGGUUUGGUUUCAGCAGGUAGCUGGGUGGAGCUGAACUGCUCCAGUAGAGCCAAGCCUUCUGCCAGCUUCUCCUGGUUCAGGAACAGCAAACAUGGGGCCAUUAAUGUAUCCUUGGGGCAGGUUUACAGCUUCAAUGUCACUGAUGGAGGAGAGUAUUACUGUGUGGCUACAAAUGAUCUGGGCCAAGGAACAUCAUCUGUGAUCCUUGUUAGUACUAAGGAUGGACUCUUAUUGCCCUUAUUGCCGAUCACAGUGGGGAUAUCAGUGGCCUUAUCCCUUAUUGUUGUCCUGGUUGUGUCUGUGUGGUGCUGCAAAUACAGACGUUCAACUCCUCAACAGACUCAGAGUCAAAGAGGGGUGGAUGUUGCUGUUCAGGUGUCAGAUGCCAACCCAACAGAGGGAGAACUCCACUAUGGAGACUUGAACUUCACCCAAAAGAUUUCUGAAGCUUCUUCUGGGCCCGUGAAAGGCAACGAACAGCAGGAGACGGUGUACUCACAGGUCAAAGUGUCAGGGGCAGAAAACUCCUUAAAACAGUCAGCUGAAAGUCCAGAGAAUCUCUACGCCCAAGUGAUGAAAAGGUGAUGCUGUUUUGUAAGAUAAGAAACAUGACCUUGAUUCUGUUUUUGCAUCAAGGGCGUAGGUUUGAUUUCAACUUUGGUAGGGACACUACU